Messenger RNA from Letharia columbiana, 684 nucleotides. RefSeq lists its product as uncharacterized. The transcript has a single exon. The record is from RefSeq and is a predicted model, not a curated record. NCBI's taxonomy places the organism in Eukaryota, Fungi, Ascomycota, Lecanoromycetes, Lecanorales, Parmeliaceae. Bases 1 to 684 code for a protein of 227 amino acids. Gene Ontology annotation, biological process: ubiquitin-dependent protein catabolic process. Gene Ontology annotation, molecular function: ubiquitin protein ligase activity.
AUGGCCGAAGAAUUUCUCGCCCAGCUCCGUUACGUCCGCAGGGGCGUGUUGGAGAAGGGAGACCAGCGAUGCUUCAUCUGCAUGGAAGACUACGGCACCACGCCCUCGGAAAACGGCACCAUCGAACGCGCGGUGAUACUGCCAUGCAACCACAUCAUGGGCUCGGAAUGCAUCUCGACCUGGCUCUCCCCUCGGGCACAGGGCGGUGCCGGCAACAACACCUGCCCCGUCUGCCGACACGUGCUAUUCCGCCGGGUCCGACGUCCGCCAAUCUCACAGUCCAACGCCGAACAUAUGAGGAUCCACACCGUGCUGGCGAAUCGAUGCGUGGGCCUCUCUGCGCAGCUUGGCUUGAACCACAUGCCUGAGAUCGCUGGCAUGGCUCGAUGGAUGGCGAAUCAAAUUCACGACAUUUUCGCAUUCGAAAGGAUUGAACGUGAAAAUGAUGAUCGCUUGGUUCGUAGUGUUGCGGCCGCGAGCAUCUACAUGGCGAGUCAUCUCUUGGGGGAUGGAAGGUCGCUGGAAAUGAUAGAGAGCUGCGCCCUUUCUGGGGAUGAUCCGAUUAGAGGCGCUUACGCUGUGCUCUAUCUCCACCGUUACGAUAUCAUUAACACACAGCUGCUUGCCCGUGUUGGGAUGGGGCUGGGCAGCAUUGGCGAUGUUCUGCCUCCCGCUCUGCCGUAG